Molecule: messenger RNA, 3127 nt
Organism: Cylicocyclus nassatus
Lineage: Eukaryota; Metazoa; Nematoda; Chromadorea; Rhabditida; Strongylidae
Source: the annotation of a GenBank genome assembly
UUGUUCCAGAAGACUUUAUCAACCAUCGAAUGAGGAUCGAUUUGUGUGAUGAGCAUAAAAGCAAUGGGAUCCAUGAGCAUUACAACAUCGGCUCAUGGAGACUGGGCGGAGCACGGAGUGGUCCGCGCGCUCGGACGAGAUUCCAAGGAUGGAUGAAGGAAAGAUCGUUUUGAUUGGUAAUGAAACGGAUGUGCUUCACUGCGGUUAUAGUCAUGCUAUAUCAGAUGCUGGCAAAAGAUAUCCCAGUGCAGUGCACUACACACAUUCUAUGAUAUUAAGCCAACUUGGGGUUGACGAGAAUGUAAUUCUAGAGCUUUUAUGUACAUCAGCAUGUGAUGUUCCAUUGAAAGCUCGUCAGCUGCUAUUGGAAAAUAUGCCUGCCGGACAUGACAUGAACUCUUUGGCUUCGUAUCUACAGAGCAGUAAACAAGCUUAUUCUAUGCAAGGAUUGAGAUUGCGAGUUGAACAAGAUAAACUAUUUGAAAGAGCGCUUAUGAAUACCAAAGAUGCCUUGCUCAUAGUUUGUGACCCUCGAGACAAAGAACUGGGAAUAGGCAUGGACGAAAAUCAGUUCCUUGAUUGGAUGGCUCGUGAAAAAGCGGAUUCACAGAUGGUAGAAUUUUGGAUGAAAAACGAGACUGCAAAGCCAGCUGCGCUUGGAGGGAAUCAGAUGGGAUUUUUCCUCAUGUGGCUACGAUUCGAAGUGCGCGAGAAGCGAAAAGCUGCUAUGUUGAACAGACAGCCGUUGGAAAUCGAGGGUCUGUCAACUGACAACGAUGAUAAUCCUAUUAAAAUCAAAGUCAACGAUCAGAUUAUCUCGUUGCAGGGCAUAUUUCGCCCUCUGAGUAACUAUUAUCCCUUACCCUUCGAGAUGAAAGGAGAGCGAUAUCGCUCAGUUGAACAUUAUGCUUAUGAAAAGUUGUUUAUUGCGCUCAAACUGGAUGACAAGAGCAUAGAGAAGAUCCAGACCACAGUUUUGCCAGCGGAUGUUGCAGUUAUGGCUAGGAGAUACUUCAAGAAGCAUGAGAUCCCCGAGUCAGCUGUUGAAGCAAAAAUGUCAAAAAUGGAUAGGUGGAGGCAGUCUGCCAUGAAGCACAAGAUUGCACAGAAUGAAUAUCUGCAACAGCUCUUGCUCAGUACCGGAGAUGCUCUUUUGAUCGACUGCUGCGAAGGCGAUCCUAUGUGGACUUGCGCUUCAUCUGAGAGAGAAAUGCAGCGGUUGCUGACCAAGCCGUAUGUGGGGCCAGCUGAUCUCAUUAAGUGGAUGAGGAAUAAGGAUGAUAAAACUCCGAAGACACUUGCUCAUCUUGUUGGCAAUAAGACUGGUUUGUUAUUGAUGGAGCUUCGUGUGAAACUAGCAUCACAAACAGAAAGUCGAAUUCCAUUGAUAUCUCACUUCAAUACUGCGAGCUUGUCGUCGAUCGUUAGCGCAAAUGUGAUUUGUUUCACCGCGGAGUCCGUUUUUCAUCCGCUCUAUCCAGCAGAGAUUCGUGUCAUUGAAGGACAACCGCUCUUUGCUUCGCCAGCUCACUUUGUAGCAAGUCAGGCAGUAAAGUACCUUGGAUUUAACACAGAGGAUUCUGAAUACGUGAUGGAAACUGAGUCUUCGCUAGAAUGUUGGGAACGCUUACACGAAACCAUAGAGGCUAAAGGUCGUGGUCUUGAGAGAGAACAAAGUUGGUGGAUGGAACGGAGGCAAAAGGCUAUAAAAGAUGCCCUUGCUCUCCUAUUUGAGCAACAUCCUCCUCUUCUGCGAGCAUUAUUAGAUACAGGAGAUGCCAUGCUGGUCUAUUGUGCAAGAUUUUGCUCUAUGGAGACAGAAUUAUCUAUUGGAAUGCGUGAAUCUGAUCUUCGAGCAUGGCUCUAUACUGUAGACAUCUCUAGCAAGCAGCUGCUUGAACUGUGCACGCGACCUAUGGCUUUUCGUCCUUCUUACCUCGGUGGUAACCGUCUUGGUCUUAUACUGAUGGAACUACGACGAGAAUUUGUGUUGCGAGGAGCAUUCCCACAUACUCUGCCAGAGCUACCUAUCAGUGUUGAUGUCAUCCUUGGUACUGACUCUCCGACUGAGAGCAUGAUGGUCAGUGAACCAUUUGACAUCCUAUGUCCCGACAACUAUACGGCGCUGUGGAUCAAUCCACUAUUCAUACUUGCAAAGGAGAAAAAAGAUGCGGAGUUGAUGAAUAUCGCCGCUUGGGUCAAAAUACCGCCUCGCCUGAUCACUGUGGAUGAUACCCGGAUCAAUGAGAUUGUCGAAGAGUUGCUGAAGUCAAAUGGAAGGAGUCUCAAUAAUCUCCGAUCCUUACCUUCUGAGGACAUGCGUGCUAUAUUCAUGAAAUUGAGUGGUAUGUUACGGCUAACGCUCAACGAAGUCGACACCUAUUACAAUGACAUGCAAACGCUUUCUGUUGAGGUCAAUCGAAUGCAGGUGAUCCGUCGUGGGCUGGAGGACACUCACGAGCGUGAACGACGACCGGAAAGAGCUGCCGCAGGUCGCGACCGCUUCAUCGACCGCGUCCGCGACAAAUCGCCAAUGCCACCGAUGAUGAUGGGUGGACCGCCACGACGCGAACGCGAUUACAAGAUUCCAACACGGCGACGUAGUCCGUUUGGAGAUGAUCGCAGAAGAAGAGAUAUGGAUCGUCGUCCUCGAAGUCCACCUCAUCGCAUCAAUGACAACCGCAGUCCUGUAAGAAGAAAACCUGCCACACCGCCAGCACCUGCGCCACAGCCGAAACCACCAAAGCAGCCUAAGCAUGUCGAAAGAGAAUUAUCAGAUGGAGAAAUUGUUUCAUCAGAUGAAGAUUGAGCUUAGUAAGCUACUAUUCAUACAUUUUGUUUGUCAUUUCACUGUCCUUUGGUGGAAGCUUAUCGGCGGGUAAUAUUCAGUAUGAAACACUUCCUUGAACUUCUCAUUUAACUGUAAUAAUUUCAGUAUAAAGUAGCUGAGCUUUGUGAACACUAGAAUAGUCAUAUCUUGUUAUAGCUUAUUUCUAGCAGAAGCCGAGCUAAAAAAUUUUGUAAUUUGAACCUUGUUAUUUCUGUUGUUGACAUGUUUUCGUGCUAUGUACUUUGCAGUUUUAUAAGAAAUCUAUUAUUUUCCCUUUAACAUUGUUUCGAUCUCUGU